Molecule: messenger RNA, 1311 nt
Organism: Ascochyta rabiei
Lineage: Eukaryota; Fungi; Ascomycota; Dothideomycetes; Pleosporales; Didymellaceae
Exons: 3
Coding region: 1-1311 (436 amino acids)
Source: RefSeq, a predicted model, not a curated record
AUGCGAGGCGCAGUCUUUGCGUUCCUUACUGCUGCACUUGCAAACUCUGUUGCUGGCAAUACCUUCAUCCAGCCAUUGCCUUCGCGAUCUUUCUACAACACAUCCAACUCGUUGGUCGCAGUACCGUUUGGUACACCCAGCAAUGUCAAGCUCUCCGAGCCAUCACUCGUCCAGACAACGGGCAAUAUCGACUUGAACGACAUCGCCUCUGACGAAGCAUGGAACAAGUACAAGGCGAAAGGUUUGUAUUACGGCUGUCUGCUAGACAUGUCUAAUGAGAGCGCCGGGAAGGCGAUGAAAGACCUGAGAAUCCCACCAUCUGCCGAGUCUGUCUGGCAAGGUGAUCUUCGAAACGAGAUCCACAAAUGGGGUUGGCACGAGGCCUACUACAUGCCAGAAGUGAAUUGCGACUUCCGCGACGACCCAACCAUGGGCACCAAUCGAAUCGGCACAGCCCUAUCCGCACUCGGACUCAGCCCACUGCCCGCCAGCGCAGGCGGAGAUAACGAAUGUUACUCGAUCGAGCACUUUGACGAAACGCUGAUGGAAGACGAGGACGACGAGAUACCCAUCGACGAGCAAUACUACAACAUCAACGGCCUCGACUACCCCUGCACAGGCGCUUACUACCGGUUCGCGCUGAACAAGAAAGGCGGCGCCAUCUUCGCGCAAAACCUCCUCAAGCCCGAUUCCGCCGUGCUCGAGAAUCUAGGUGAAGACGUCCCGACCAGCCUCCUACCCCAGCUGCAUCGUGGGUCGGAUAUCUUGUGGGGGUACUGGGUGCGCGACAACCCCAACCUGAAGAAUCUGUUCAACUACUUCGUGAACCACGUCCGCAAUGAUGAGACAUUGCCGUUGAUCGCGCGGGUGCUGAAGAACCAUGGGUUGGAACGGUUACCUUAUUGGCCGGGGGUCGAGCUGGCGAUGGACAGUGAGGAUGCGGAAGCGCUUUUGGGCUCCCCAAUAGGCUCCACAAUCGCGCACCUUCUCCUCCAGCACAAGACGGCCCUGGGCGUCAAGAACUUCGAGGCCAUCCAUGUCUUCCGCGAUAAUUUCCCCGAGGAUACGUCUGCCGGUGCAAUACCUGAGGUCCAGUUGCUGUUUAGGAUCCUCGAUGUGCCUCCUGAUGAAGUUGAUGACUCGGAUUCGGAUACCGAGAUGGAGGAUGCGUCUGGAGUGGGGCGGAGGCGGGCGCUGAAGCUAAAGCGUGAGGAUCAGGAUGAGGGGGGAGUGGUGGUGGCGGUUCAACAGAUGGGGAAGAGGGAUUUUGUGCAUGAGCAUAGAGUUACGGUGAGUUUGGACGCGGACUAG